AUGGAAAAUUGCAUUGAUGACUUCAUCCGCCAAUUCGGGGGUGAGGAUGUUGAGGUAGGUUUUUUCUGGGAGGCUGCUGAACUUCACAAGAGGUUGUGCGAGCUUCAUCAGAUUUCCAACCAGGUGGAAGAGCUUAGGACUCUUGCGGUAGAAGCAAAUGCUCGACGAGAGAGUUACAAGAUUGAUGAUUGCAAGCCUAGCUUUGGCCCUGUGGCUGUUGACACUCGUUUGCGAGCGGUCUACCAGGAGGCGGCCAACCUUGUGGGCAUUGAAGGCCCUAGAGAAGAGGUUAUUAGUUGGUUGAUGAAUACUCAGAAAAAACUAAAGGUUGUGUCCAUUGUUGGUUUUGGAGGCCUGGGUAAAACUACACUUGCCAAACAGGUGUUUGACAAGAUCAAAGGGCAUUUUGUUUGUGUGGCAUUCUUUUCAGUUUCGCAGAGGCCUGAUUUGAGAGUGCUUCUCAAUCGCCUACAACUGAAACUUGGGAUAAAUGUAUCUUCUCACGAUUGCGGGUUUGACGACAUCAUUGAAGAGCUAAGGAAGUAUCUCAUAGAUAAAAGGUACCUUAUUGUAGUUGAUGACUUGUGGGAUCAAUCAGCAUGGAAUACUAUUAGUUGUGCUUUUCCAGAAAAUGGAAAUGGGAGUAGAAUAAUUGUAACCACACGAGUGGAAGAUGUGGCUGGCAUGGCCUGUCAUAAUAACCGUGAGUGCAUUUACGCAAUGAAGCCCCUCAGUGAUCAGAACUCAAGAAUGUUAUUCUCAAAUAGAGUAUUUGGGUCUGAAGUUGUUUGUCCACCCCAUCUUAAAGAUGUUGCGGCUGAAAUUCUGAAGAAGUGUGGUGGUAUGCCGCUCGCAAUUAUCACUAUAGCUAGCCUAUUAGCUACUCAAGUGAAAUCAAGGAAACACUGGGCGAGCAUAAGGAAAUCUCUGGGUGCCCAACCUGCCACAAAUCCUUCAUUGGAAGAGAUAAAAAAAUAUUAA
Molecule: messenger RNA, 981 nt
Organism: Triticum turgidum subsp. durum (durum wheat)
Lineage: Eukaryota; Viridiplantae; Streptophyta; Magnoliopsida; Poales; Poaceae
Source: the annotation of a GenBank genome assembly